This is a messenger RNA of Oncorhynchus mykiss (rainbow trout), 3620 nucleotides long. RefSeq names its product rho GTPase-activating protein 24. Gene Ontology annotation, biological process: negative regulation of ruffle assembly; signal transduction; negative regulation of Rac protein signal transduction. The record is from RefSeq and is a predicted model, not a curated record. NCBI's taxonomy places the organism in Eukaryota, Metazoa, Chordata, Actinopteri, Salmoniformes, Salmonidae. Gene Ontology annotation, molecular function: GTPase activator activity. Gene Ontology annotation, cellular component: focal adhesion.
CAAGGCCACAGCUUACUCCUCUGGACAAACUAAAUAGUGCUAAACACCAUUACUGCUGGAUAACGCAGGAACCCUGACUUCCUUCUCCUCUGAGAGGGAAUGAGGGAAUAAUACACUACUAUAAGAACACCUUCUAGGAGAGAUGGCAGCUAAGUGGAUUCUUUUGUCAACACAAUCCAGCCUGAAAGUGGUUCCUCUGGAUUUUUCAAUGCUAACCAGAUUGAGUUAAGUUUAGCAGCCUAAAAAAGGACUUGAGCCCUGGGAACCAAGGCUGAGGUGAGCAUGAGAGGAGCCGAGCCACAAGUGCACUCUUUAUCUGGAUUCAGCAACAACGUGCGGAGGAACUUUUCUGACAUUCCAAUGUUCAGUGGUGAAAGAAGGGACCUGUGUUAUCAGUAGAACACGUAGUAUUACUGGACUCUCAAAUCUCCUGUCAAAUCAUUUUACUUAACACUCUGAUGAGGAGACAUUAACCACCAAAAAUGAAGAGGAGAUUUUACUUUCCAAAGUUCAACAUUCCAUAUUACUUUUUGACAUUGCUCAUAUUCCUGUGGCUGUUCAAUUGAUUGGGAUGUUUGCUUCAUUCUAUGCCUCAGUGAUUGUGAGUUUUUGAUGUGUCCGGCACUUUACAAUGCCUCUUCUUGUAGAAUGAAAUUCUUUCCUUUGGAAUGCUCAUUUAUCUGAUUAGGUCACAUAGUUGAGCUCAGGGACCACUGUUGAGCAUUGACAAGGAAAGUCUGCCCCCUCAUUUCUUGAGUCAUCCGAUCAAGGAGCCUUAUCUGUUUACCUUAAGAGAGGGAGAGGAGGAGGAGGGAGGUAGAAAAUAGACAUAACACGGAGUACCAGCCAGGAGAGAGUUUACAAAACAAAAAGAGGUAGAUAAAAGUGGGCAAGGACACGCACUGGUCUCCACAGCGCCGAGCUGUCACAAGCCAUCUGGGUCCUCUCAUAAUCCCCCAUCAAACAGCCCGACUGGCCAGAAAGAAAAGAGUGGAGGAAAAGAGGGGAAAAGGAGGGAGAGAUCUGGACGGUGCGAGAGACGGAGAUCUGGAAAGAGAGAGAGAUUUGGAUGGUGAGAGAGAGAAAAAUAUCUGGGUGGGGGGAAAGAGAGAGAGAGAUCUGGACAGAGAGAGAGAGAUCUGGACGGUGAGAGAGAGAGAGAGAUCUGGACGGAGAAAGAACAAAUGUGAAGAGAAAAGCGAAGAUGCCGGAGAACAAGGCGACAGUGUACAGGACCAGCAGCUACCUGUCCCACUCUGCCUACAGGAAGAUCAAGCGGGUUCUGAGCUUCAGGAGGCGCGUGUUUGGCCAGCGGCUGGAGGAGACGGUUCUGUAUGAGCGGCGUUACGGGGUACACAUGGCACCUCUGGUGGUGGAACAGUGUGUGGACUUCAUCCGGGAGCGGGGUCUUCUGGAGGUAGGAUUGUUCCGCCAGCCAGGCCAGGCCACGCUGGUUAAAGAGUUACAGGAUGCCUUCGACGCUGGGGAGAAGCCCUCCUUUGACAGCAGUACAGACGUGCACACCGUGGCGUCGCUCCUGAAGCUGUAUCUGCGGGAGCUGCCAGAGCCACUGGUGCCCUUCUCCAGAUACCAGGACUUCCUGGUGUGUGGCAAGAAGAUCUCCUCUGAGAGGAAGCAGAGUUUGACAGAACUACGGCAUCUUCUUCAUCAACUUCCAGUGGCUAACUUCAACCUGCUCAACUACAUCUGCCAGUUUUUGAAUGAAGUCCAGUCCUAUUCUAGCAGCAACAAGAUGAGCACCCAGAACCUGGCUACUGUUUUUGGCCCAAACAUCCUACGACCCAAAGCUGAAGAUCCAGAGAGUAUCAUUGGAGGGGCAGCCGUGGUGCAGCAGCUUAUGUCCGAGCUGAUCAGGGAGCACCUGUGCCUUUUCUCCAGGGAGGGGGGAGACAUAGAGGCCCCUGGCUCUUCACGCCCUGACUCUUACCCAUGUCAGAGAUGGAAAGGAGACCCAUUCGAGGGGGCACACAUCCAGCCAACUGCCCAGACCCAGUCACAUGAUUACAGUCUGGGCAUAACAGCCGAGCACCUCCCCCAACAACAGCUAGCUCACCAUCCUUCACCUUGCUGCCGCCAGCUCUCUCUGCCUCUGAUCCAUAAGAGGAGAGGGUCGGCCCAAAACCCAGAUGAAACCAGCUUAGCCACACGGCUGUCCAUCACAGACCACCACCAGCAGCCAGCUGAGGUGUUCUCUCCAGUAAGUCUUGCUUCUGGGCCUCUGUACCACAGACACACUCUAUCCCAGUCAGAGUCCCAGCCCACUGAGACCGCAGACAGCCCCCACCCUGCCUCCCAACUCACAGAAUCUGCCUCCACAGUGACGCUACAAGCUGCCCCAGAACCCAGCAGCAUACUGCCCAUUGGCUGGAGGGGCCCAGAGGAUCCCAGUUGGGCUGCAGAACAGGGGACUACUGGCACCAGUGGUAGCAGUGAGGCUCAGGACAGUAAUCUGUCUGUCUAUGACAACCUGGACACACUAGAACGCAUGGAGGAGGUGGCUGCAGAUGGUGGUGGGGGCCGCCCUGCUGGCCCAGUGGAGGUGGAGGUGGGCACGGCCAGCAUGGUAGACACCAGAAGCUCCUGGUCUUCCUGUGAGAUUCUGUCCCUGGAAGACAAUGGGUGUGGUGGGGUCAGAACCAGCCCAGGACGGGGGUCCACUAGGUUCCCCUCCUUCAGGACUGACCCAGGAGACGAGGACCUUCCUCCUAACUCCCCAGCCUCCUCCUCUGCCCUCACUGAUGCCCCCCUGAGCACGGGCAGCUCGGAGGUCUUCCUGCCCUCUGCUCCUCCGGACCUCCGCGUCCCCCCGGCCUCCCAGGCCAUGCACUGGCUCUUGACUGGCCUCAGACAACAGAUGGCCAGGCAGAGGGCUGAGUUCGAGGCCAAGAUCCAGAGGUUGGAGAUGCGUAACGAGGCCCUCCAGGGGGAGGUGGUGGGACUGCGGAGCAGCCUGGAGCAGCAGCGCCGCUGGUACAGUGUGGCCGAGAUCAAGAUCCGCAACGUGGAGCGUGCCAGGGCCGAUGCCGACCGCCGCAACACCACUCUGCAGAAGGAGAUGGAGCAGUUCUUUGAUACCUUCGGAGAGCUGAGCGCUGAGGCCCGGAAGAGCGAAGGUUAGGGUUAGCACCCCUGGAGAGCUGAGCGCUGAGGCCCGGAAGAGCGAAGGUUAGGGUUAGCACCCCUGGAGAGCUGAGCGCUGAGGCCAGGAAGAGCAAGCAUAUCUUACAGAGCUAGUCAGAUUAGAGAAAGAUGCCAUUAUCAGAGCACUACAAGAGCAGUAUCAGGAGAAAACACCAUCCAUCUGAAUAGAAUAUAGAGAGAACUGUCUGUUGCCAUGAUUAAUCCAUAUUGGAUUUGUCUCAUAAUGAGUUGUACAUGUUUGAGGAUGGUUUUGAGAUGGAACCUGCUGAGAUGGGCAGCUCUGCUCCGAUGCCUUGGACAUUGUUCAACCAGACAUAUUGACCACCAGACCAGACCAGACCAGAAUGAGGUGGACUGGAGACGAUGGAGACAGACAAGAAACAUAAGCUACUGAGCUCACUAAAUGUGUCUAUGAUUGAAAUGAGAACUAUAAUAUACAGAAUCAAAACUUGGAGACU